AUGGCGCGGGCGGUGAGUGCGCCCGCCUCCGCGCGCCGCUUCCCGGCUCCGCCUUUGAGGCCGGGGGCCCGAGGAGGGCGGGCGGCAGCCAAUGGCAGCGCGAGCCGGGCCGGCCCGUUGCCAGGGAGACGCGGCCGGAGCCCCAGCGCCAGACCGCUUCGCCCGACAGGCGGCCGCGGGAGAGCGCGGCGGGGCGACGGCCGGGGCCUGCUGCUGUCUGCCUCAGUCCUCGACCCUGUGUGCCCAGCUCCACCUCUCUUAUCCCCCACCCUCUUUGGAGUGUCUCAAGAGGAGCCCCCUGUGGUCCACAUCCUUGGCCUGCGUCCCUCUUAUAGUGCCUUGCAGGCUGUCCCCAGGAAGGAUGGGCUGCUCCCUCUCCUUCUCCCGCUGCUGCUCGUUGCCACCCCGGAGGCCCGAAGCCCCGAGGACGGGCCCCCGUCGCCCCGGCAGCAGCUAGAAGAUUUCCCGAAGACCCAGGUCCCCGGGGGCGGAGUGCAAUACUGCAACGUGAUGAUGGUGCGGAGGCGCGUGGUGCAGCCCAACGGCCAAUGCCAGGGCACCAGCACCUUCUUCCACGCGCCCGUGGCCUCGAUCCGCCCCUCCAUCCCCUGCCCGGGCUCCACCGGGGGCCGCUGUUUCCAGAGCCCGGAGUACGCAUCCACCGACUGUUUGAUCGUGCACGGGACCGACUUCCCGCACUGCCGCUAUCUGAGCAUCCCCCGCCGGGGCAGGAUCACCAUCAGCAACUGA
Tachyglossus aculeatus (Australian echidna) is the source of this 750-nucleotide messenger RNA. RefSeq lists its product as uncharacterized. Bases 1 to 750 code for a protein of 249 amino acids. NCBI's taxonomy places the organism in Eukaryota, Metazoa, Chordata, Mammalia, Monotremata, Tachyglossidae. Gene Ontology annotation, molecular function: nucleic acid binding. The transcript has 3 exons. The record is from RefSeq and is a predicted model, not a curated record.